AUUUCUCCCACAAGGCCAUGCGGCGGGGCCUCGGGUUUCUCUUUCCGCCAUCUUGGAGCCUGUGGAGGUCUGCAGGGAACAGGACUCCUAAAAGGCAAAUAUGUCUGGAAGGCUGUGGUCGAAGGCCAUUUUUGCUGGCUAUAAGCGGGGUCUCCGGAACCAAAGAGAGCACACAGCUCUUCUUAAAAUUGAAGGUGUUUAUGCCCGAGACGAAACUGAAUUCUAUUUGGGCAAGAGAUGUGCUUAUGUAUACAAAGCAAAGAACAACACAGUGACUCCUGGUGGCAAACCAAACAAAACCAGAGUAAUCUGGGGAAAGGUAACUCGGGCCCACGGAAACAGUGGCAUGGUUCGUGCCAAAUUCCGAAGCAACCUUCCUGCUAAGGCCAUUGGACACAGAAUCCGUGUGAUGCUGUACCCCUCAAGGAUUUAAACUAAUGAAAAGUAAAUAAAUAAAAGUGGAUUUGUGCUCUUGUA
This is a messenger RNA of Lemur catta (Ring-tailed lemur), 477 nucleotides long. RefSeq names its product ribosomal protein L35a (gene RPL35A). Gene Ontology annotation, biological process: ribosomal large subunit biogenesis; cytoplasmic translation. The transcript has 5 exons. The coding region runs from base 101 to 433 and encodes 110 amino acids. NCBI's taxonomy places the organism in Eukaryota, Metazoa, Chordata, Mammalia, Primates, Lemuridae. Gene Ontology annotation, molecular function: structural constituent of ribosome. Gene Ontology annotation, cellular component: cytosolic large ribosomal subunit; ribosome. The record is from RefSeq and is a predicted model, not a curated record.